Messenger RNA from Paralichthys olivaceus (Japanese flounder), 480 nucleotides. NCBI's taxonomy places the organism in Eukaryota, Metazoa, Chordata, Actinopteri, Pleuronectiformes, Paralichthyidae. The record is from RefSeq and is a predicted model, not a curated record.
AUGACCUUCUGUGACCUUCUGCUCCUGCAUCAGACGUGGGGCUCCGUGCAGGCGGGAGCGUCCUCUCCUGACGUCCAGUCCUUCCAGUCGUCGGUGGAUCAGUUUGUCAGUAAUCUGAACUCGGCCCGACUCAACGUGGACAGAAAGUUCCAGUUGAAGCCGGUUGACCUCCCUGACGCCAUCGAGCAGCUGAGCCGCCCCGCGGACUACACCUCUGCAGCCAAUAACAGCGAGCUGGUGGAGCGUCUGGAGGGCGUGGUCUUAGUGUGGACCAAUCAGAUCAAGCAGGUGCUGACGGAGAGCGAGCAGAUGAGGAAGGAGGCGGAUGACGUCGGACCCUCGGCGGAGCUGGAGCACUGGAAGAGACGCCUGGUCACCUUCAACAGUCUGAUGGAGGAGUUGAAGCGUCCUCAGGUGAAAAGGACUCUGGGAGUUCUGCAGGUCGCCAGGUCCAGAGCGAUACGAGUCUGGAAAGAGCUG